AUGGGGACCCAGGACGGAGCAGAGCUCUGCUUUCCAGAACUCAACACCUCCUGCAGGAAGCCGACACCUCCUUGGUCUGAAGCUGUGCUCCUGAACAUUCUUCUGUCCUUCAUCUCUGCGCUCAUUGUAGCUCUCAACCUGCUCAUCAUCAUCUCAAUCUCCCACUUCAGGCAGCUCCACACACCCACUAACAUCCUCCUCCUCUCUCUGGCUGUCUCAGACUUUCUUGUUGGCCUCCUGCUGAUGCCAGUAGAAAUCUUCCUAAGAACAUCCUGUUGGUUUCUUGGUGAUCUCAUGUGUUCGCUGUAUAAUUAUGUGUCCCUCAUCAUUACCUCUGCUUCAAUAGGAGACAUGGUGCUCAUAUCAGCUGACCGUUAUGUGGCUAUUUGUGACCCUCUGCAUUACACCACCAGAGUCACUGGCAGAAGAGUUAAACUCUGUGUUUGUCUGUGUUGGCUCUGUUCUGUUUUCUACAACAGUCUCUUUGUAAAGGACGACCUGACUCAACCAGACAGACAUAGUUCCUGUUAUGGAGAAUGUGUGAUUGUCAUUAAUUAUGUUGCAGGAGCUAUUGACCUUGUCUUGACCUUUAUUUUUCCAGUUACCAUCAUCAUAAUUUUGUACAUGAGAGUAUUUGUGGUGGCUGUGUCUCAGGCUCGUGCCAUGCGCUCUCACAUUACAGCUGUCACUCUCCAGCGUUCAGCUUCUCUAACAACAAAGAAAUCUGAGCUGAAAGCAGCCAGGACUCUUGGUGUUCUUGUAGUUGUGUUUCUAAUAUGUUUCUGUCCAUAUUACUGUGUUUCUCUUGCAGGGGACAACUUGCUCAACACCUCAUCUGCAUCUAUUGUGCUCUAUCUCUUCUAUUUUAACUCCUGUAUAAACCCUGUGAUCUAUGCCUUGUUUUACCCCUGGUUUAGAAAAGUUCUAAAACUAGUUGUCACUCUUCAGAUACUGCAGCCUGGUUCUCAUGAGGCCAACAUACUGUAGAGAGGCCGUGGAGUGACUGAGAUGACACCAUCUCCAUAGAGACAAAUUAAUAUGUUCAUGUUGUUCAGUGAGUGAAUUACCAAAUCCAGAGAAUGAAAAUAUGAGGCAUGUAUUUUUUAUGAACAAAAACACCUCUAGAAAUUAUUUCAAGCACUCUGUGUGUUGCUAUCAUUGACAGUUUCACAUGAAAUGUUGUAUCUUUUUUGAUCAUGGUGUGUAGUUUGUGAAUUCACAAAUUCACUACUCCCCUCAAACUACAAACUAGGAUAUAUGAAUAUAACAAACAUUAUUAGGCAUUGUUAUGUCAGGGACUUACUAUGUUGCUGUAUGCAUUGUCUGUUUCACAUGCAAAAUGUUUCCAUUGCAUGUUAUAUCAAAUUUUAAUUUAAACUAUAACAAAUAAAUGGUUUGUUAUAGUUAGAAAUUUGAUUGUGUGUUGUUAAUAAAAUGUGCCUCUCUUCGGACACUUACUGGCUGUUGCAGAAACAUGUGUCUUUUCAUAUCUUUGUAGUCUUAAGGCUCAUGUUCAGCUUUUGGUAUAUGCAGUAGGCCACUGCUGAGAGUCAUAUAAGCACCAUGCACUGUUUGAAGACAAUCACCCAGGUUCAUGUAAUCUGUGAACUGACCUAUGAGAUCUUUUUCAACAUGUUACACCCCUUUAACAGUCUCUCUUAAGAAGCUUUUAAAUACAACACAGCAACAGAGCCACCAGAUUUUCACACAAAGCCUUAAGAAACAUGUCAUUUAACAAAGAUACACAACAUUUAUCAAAUUGAUUACAGUAUUUUCAUUGCUUUUGUUCCACGUCUCAGUUACACAGUAACAUUAAUUUGGUUGGUCAACUGCAGUUUUCAUUCGCAUUUAUGACUUCAUAAUUUUAAAAACAACUCAAAUGUUUUCACACCAUGUAAAAAUCAACCAAUAUCCCUGUCAUUGAGAUGCAAUAACUCAACAUAAGACUUUUCUUGUGUAGCUUUUCUGACAGCUUCCCAUACCUCCCAUAAAAUCUGAAACUUUCUCUUGUUGUACUUUAAUAAGCAUAAUUCAUAUAGCUACAUCAUUUAUAACUAUAUAGCAUAAAACAUGUAAAUUCAUGCAAAACAUGACAGAUAUCAGCAUGUAAUAUGUGAGG
Lates calcarifer (barramundi perch) is the source of this 2119-nucleotide messenger RNA. RefSeq names its product trace amine-associated receptor 13c-like. Bases 1 to 987 code for a protein of 328 amino acids. Gene Ontology annotation, molecular function: trace-amine receptor activity. Gene Ontology annotation, biological process: G protein-coupled receptor signaling pathway. Lineage: Eukaryota; Metazoa; Chordata; Actinopteri; Centropomidae. The record is from RefSeq and is a predicted model, not a curated record. The transcript is spliced from 2 exons. Gene Ontology annotation, cellular component: membrane.